Molecule: messenger RNA, 3489 nt
Organism: Anoplopoma fimbria (sablefish)
Lineage: Eukaryota; Metazoa; Chordata; Actinopteri; Perciformes; Anoplopomatidae
Gene: loxl3b
Product: lysyl oxidase-like 3b
Exons: 15
Coding region: 250-2712 (820 amino acids)
Biological process (GO): peptidyl-lysine oxidation
Cellular component (GO): membrane
Molecular function (GO): protein-lysine 6-oxidase activity; copper ion binding
Source: RefSeq, a predicted model, not a curated record
UGGCAAUUUACAGACAACAACGCUGUAAGGAGUAAUUGGCUGCUAGAUGGACCACUAGCCCUGCAAAUUGGACCUGUGUUUGAUGGAGGAGAUGAACUAGAACAAGUACUGGGAUAUUUAUUCAUCUUUUGCCUUUUGGGGGUUCAGUUUGUGAACUUCUGGGAUCACCAAAAAUUGAAGACCCAGCCCCCCCAACGUCUCCACUGGAACUGUUAUAACCUCCUCAUACUGGAAACAUAAGCUGAAAUAAUGGAGAAGUCUAGACGCAGACAACAGUUAGCAUUCAGCCUUCUGUUUGGGUUGUGGUUACCUUAUUGUUUGGCCCAGACGACACCAUCAAACGCAGCCACGAGGACACCCACACGGGCACCCACGCCAUCACCCACACCGUCCCCGUCCCCGUCCCCCCAGUCCCAAACCGCAGGUCUACAGGUCAGACUGUCUGGAUACCCCCGAAAACACAACGAGGGUCGGGUAGAGCUUUUCCACAAGGGGGAGUGGGGAACAAUCUGCGACGACGACUUCUCGAUACAUAACGCCAACGUGCUCUGUCGCCAUCUGGGCUUUGUCUCGGCCACGGGAUGGACCCACAGCGCCAAAUACGGCAAGGGCCAAGGGAAAAUCUGGCUGGACAACGUGAUGUGCAACGGAGGUGAGAAGAGCAUUGAAUUCUGCAAGUCCCGCGGCUGGGGCAACAGCGACUGCACUCACGACGAGGACGCCGGAGUCGUGUGCAAAGACGAGAGGAUCCCUGGCUUUGUGGACUCGAAUGUUAUUGAGGCUCAAGUGGACGUGAACAAGAUAGAGGAGGUGCGUCUCCGGCCUGUGGUCGCCAUGUCCAGGAAGAAGCUGCCCAUCACGGAGGGCGUGGUGGAGGUGAAAUACAAAGACGGCUGGGCGCAGAUCUGCGACCUGGGAUGGACCAUCAAAAACACACACGUGGUCUGCGGCAUGCUGGGAUUCCCACACGAGAGGAAGGUCAACAAGAACUUCUACAAGUUGUAUUUGGAGCGUCAGAAGAACCACUUCCACAUUCACUCUGUGGCGUGUACGGGCACCGAGGUUCACCUGGCAGCCUGUCCUCUGGAGUUCAGCAGGCCAAACGCAACGUCCACCUGUACGGGCGGCAUGCCGGCCGUCGUCAGCUGCAUGCCGGGGCCGCUGUUCAUGCAGAACAACGGCUUGAAAAAGAAACCUAAAAUUUCGAGCAACGUGAGGCUGAAGGGAGGUGCCAGGGUGGGCGAGGGUCGGGUGGAGGUUCUGAAAAACAACGAGUGGGGAACCGUGUGUGAUGAUCGCUGGAACCUCCAGUCGGCCAGCGUCGUCUGCAGGGAGCUCGGCUUCGGCAGCGCCAAGGAGGCGCUCACCGGAGGCCGCAUGGGACAAGGAAUGGGUCCCAUCUACAUGAACGAGGUGAAGUGCUUCGGCCAGGAGAAGACCAUCUGGAACUGCCCCUUUAAAAACAUCACCUCAGAGGACUGUCAACACGUGGAGGACGCCGCCGUCCGCUGCAACGUGCCCCACAUGGGACUGGAGGACUCGAUCCGACUAACAGGAGGUCGGACCCGUUACGAGGGCCGCGUGGAGGUGCUGAGCACGGACUCUAACGGGACGCAGAGCUGGGGUCUGAUCUGUGGAGAGACCUGGAGCACCAAGGAGGCCAUAGUGGUCUGCAGGCAGCUGGGCCUGGGCUACGCUAACCAGGGCGUGCAAAUCCGGAUAGUGGGAGGCCGGACCAGUUAUGAGGGCCGGGUGGAGGUUCAGGUUGGCUCCAAGUGGGGCACAGUAUGCAGCACAGGCUGGACCACAAAGGAAGCCAUGGUGGUUUGCAGGCAGCUAGGGCUCGGCUACUCCAUGCAUGCCAUCACUGAGACGUGGUACUGGGAUAGCAGCAACGUGACGGAGAUGAUAAUCAGCGGCGUGAAGUGCACGGGGAACGAGAUGUCUCUGAGUCAGUGCCAGCAUCACAAAACGCUCAGCUGCCAGAAAGCGGCAGCAAAGUUUGCAGCUGGAGUCAUCUGUUCUGACACGACCUCUGACCUCGUCCUGAACGCCCCUCUGGUCCAGCAGACGGUUUACAUCGAGGAUCGCCCUCUGCACAUGCUCUACUGCGCUGCCGAGGAGGACUGCCUGUCCAAGUCUGCAGCCAAGGCCGACUGGCCCUACGGACACCGACGGCUGCUGCGCUUCUCCUCCCAGAUCCACAACAUCGGUCGGGCUGACUUCAAGCCGAAGGCCGGGCGCCACUCGUGGGUCUGGCACGCCUGCCAUGGCCACUACCACAGCAUGGAUAUUUUCACCCACUAUGAUCUGAUGAACGCCAACGGUACCCGAGUGGCCGAGGGACACAAAGCCAGCUUCUGUCUGGAGGACUCAGACUGUGAAGAUGGUGUUUCUAAGCGGUACGAGUGCGCCAACUUUGGCGAUCAGGGCAUCACUGUGGGCUGCUGGGAUUUGUACCGUCACGACAUCGACUGCCAGUGGAUCGACAUCACAGACGUCAGACCUGGAAACUACAUUCUGCAGAUUGUUAUCAAUCCAAAUCAAGAAGUGUCUGAAAGCGACUUCACCAACAACGCCAUGAAAUGCAACUGCAAAUAUGACGGACAUCGAAUCUGGCUCCAUAACUGCCACAUUGGCGAUGCGUUCAGUGAGGAGGCGGAGAGGAGGUUUGAGAAAUACCCCGGGCAGCUGAACAACCAGAUUAAUUGAUCCAGGUUGAGUGAAUAAAAACACACCUCACUAGUUUAAAAAAAAAGUUACACACAAACCUUUUUGUUAUCAGGAACCAAAAUGUAUUCCCCCAUCGUAUUAUCUGGAGUCAUGGAAACAGCCAACAGUAUUUUCCUGAAUGUGUUUUAUAUUAUACUUGAAUAUUCAAGUGCAAAUGAUUCUCUUUUGUUAGUCUAAUGUGAGCUAAUGCUAUAUUUUUAUUACAAUGAAUGUUAUGAAUGUUCCGAUUUAUGAAUGAGGUGUUUUUUACAAACCCUUUUUUUUCUUUUCUUUUUUUUACUUGGAGCUAGCAGGUUCAGAUCUACCUGAGAUUGUUAGCGUUAGCUGUAACAUAUAAAAUCUGAGGUAGGAACUGGAACAAAUGCAGCUCUGUGAAAGUCUUACUGGUUUUCAUACUGGGUAUUAUGGAUAGAAGAGAUUUCUCAUUUCCUUAGAUCAUAACAGAUAAUAUUACCUUGAUAAUUCACUCUGGGUUGAAGGUUUUCACAUCAGUUACUGUUCAGUUGUCUGCCAUCUUGGUCACAGAAAUGGUUUUGGAGUUACAAUAUUUUGUGAAUUUAUUUAUUGCUAAAAUCAAGGUGCUCUUCAAUUUUCUUUGGGACCAGUUAGAAGCCGUCUGAAGCUUUAGUCUGUUUGUUUAUUAGUCAUUUAGGGUCAGAACAUAGAGGUUAUCGGGCAAAAAAAACCUACAAUUACCCUCAAGAAUGUCUGUUUGUAUGCCGAUGUAAUCUCACCCACUGCACCGAAUAAAAAAAA